AAUCCUCAAUUUCCAACUUAGCAUCUUGGCAGGACGUUUUCCCGAGCAAAGCCCCCUCGUCCGACGGUAAAAAAAAAAAAACUUGUGCUGCAUGGCAUGAGAGCCUCCGAGCCGAGACUCAGAUAUCAGGAACGGCCGGAAAGCGACGCGCCGAGGAGGAAGAGAAACCUGGCGCUCAGAGGCUGCCGGCAGCGGCCGAAGUGAGAGAGUGCAUGAGGAGGACUUCUCUGCGCAGUUGUAUUCCUGCUCCAUAGUUGUUCGGUAGUCGGGGACAGACCGCGGUCUGCUGGUCACAGCCUCUAUGAGCUGCUUCCACUGAGAGAAUAACAAGGGAAAAGUGCUCCAGUCGUCUGCUUCGCCUUGACUUGUCUCGGGGUUCCAGCAUGGCGUAUCCUCAGGGCUACUUGUACCAGCCAUCCGCUUCUCUGGCGCUGUACUCGUGCCCGGCGUACAGCGCGGGCGUGAUCUCGGGACCAAGGACCGAGGAGCUCGGGCGGUCCUCGAGCGGGUCCGCCUUCGCGCCCUACGCCGGGUCCACCGCCUUCACCGGCGCGUCGCCCAGCUACGGGUCCCACCUGCCGUACGCGGCGGACGCGGCGGCCGCAGCGGCGACCUUCUCCUCCUAUGUGGGUUCUCCCUACGACCACACCACGGGCAUGGCCGGUUCGAUAGGCUACCACCCCUACGCGGCCCCCCUGGGCUCCUACCCGUACGGGGACCCGGCCUACCGGAAGAACGCUACCCGGGACGCCACCGCUACCCUGAAGGCCUGGCUGAACGAGCACCGCAAGAACCCCUACCCCACCAAGGGCGAGAAAAUCAUGCUGGCCAUCAUCACCAAGAUGACCCUCACGCAGGUGUCCACCUGGUUCGCCAACGCCAGGAGGAGGCUAAAGAAGGAGAACAAGAUGACCUGGACCCCCAGGAACCGCAGCGAGGAUGAGGACGAGGACGAGAACAUCGAUCUGGAGAAGAACGACGAUGAUGAGCCCAACAAGCCGAGCGACAAGGGGGACUCCACUGACACCGAGUCAGAUCAUAAAUCGCUGCACCCAGGGGACCUGCAGGCGUGCGACCGCUUCAAGGAAGAGACGCACGGCACUAGAGACAUGGAUCCCCUCCUCAGCGACUCGGAAUUAAAAGAGCAGGACGAGCGGACGGAUCUGCUGCUGUCUGAUCACACCCUAGCCAAACCCACCACCUCCUCUCCUUCUGCCGCGCCCCCCCGGGGAACCGAACUGCCACACGCGGAGCAGCGCGACAAACCCGCAGACUCGCACCACGUGGGGCCCACGGGCCCGGUGAACAGUAACGUGACGUCGGUCAUCCACUCGCUCCCGUCGGCGCCGAAGCCCAAACUGUGGUCGCUGGCGGAGAUCGCCACGUCGUCGGACAGGUGUAAGGGCAGCAGCGAGCCACUGCCGUUGCCGUUGGGCCACGGCGCAGACGCGUCGCCCCCCUCGCGCUCGUCCCCGCACUGCCACCUCCCCAACAGCAGCACCGUGUUGUCGAGGCCCCUGUACUACACGUCCCCAUUCUACCCCGGCUACACGAACUAUGGCGGCUUUGGACACCUGCACAGUAACCAGGGCCCCGGCUCGGGGGGGCCCGGGGCCCACCUGAACGGAUUAAACCACCAGACUGUGUUAAGUAGAGCAGAGGCGCUGGUCAGGGAGAGCCACAGAGUCAGAGGCCAGACGCAGCAGGUAGAUCUCUUUAAAGACUCCCCUUAUGAACUAAAGAAAGGUAUGUCAAACAUUUAAAUCUGCACGGUGGUUCUUUUUUUUCCAAAUCACGUGGACUAUCUAUUUAUUUUAUUUGUUGUGGUUGCGUGGAGAAAAAAAAAAGGAAGAAAAAAGAUUAAGGGAAAAUUCUGACGACAUUUAUUUUUUCUGAGUAAAUGCUUAUUCUCGGAUUCAAUUUCUGAAUGGUUUAACCCAUUAAAAUGUAACAAGAAUGGUCUUAAUCGCUGCUGCAGCCGCCUGAGUCUAUUUGUAAUAAAGACUAACAUGUAUAUUUAAUGUAGCAUUUUGUAUUUAAAAUGGACAAUACACUAUCUUUGAAGUAAAUUAUCGAAAAAAAAAUCACGUGUGCAGCGAUUCAUUGGGGGUUCAAGGGCCAGACGAGGUAUUUGUGAAUAAGGUCUUAAUAUGAUGCUAACGAUUCCUUCCCCUUUCCUCUUCUUCAUAAAGCCCACAGCCUGUGUGU
Messenger RNA from Gadus chalcogrammus (walleye pollock), 2208 nucleotides. It is a transcript of the gene irx5a, whose product is annotated as iroquois homeobox 5a. NCBI's taxonomy places the organism in Eukaryota, Metazoa, Chordata, Actinopteri, Gadiformes, Gadidae. Bases 384 to 1763 code for a protein of 459 amino acids. The transcript has 3 exons. Gene Ontology annotation, cellular component: nucleus. The record is from RefSeq and is a predicted model, not a curated record. Gene Ontology annotation, biological process: regulation of transcription by RNA polymerase II; cell development; neuron differentiation. Gene Ontology annotation, molecular function: RNA polymerase II cis-regulatory region sequence-specific DNA binding; DNA-binding transcription factor activity, RNA polymerase II-specific.